UUAUCACAAGCGGAAGCUUGUGGCGGCCAGGACGCUUUUCUUGGCUGAACUGCUGCAGGCGCCGUUUCUGCCCUAGUACGCUGGCUAUUCAUGGAGCAGGGAAGCAGCUUGGAAAAAGAGCCUUUGUUGCCGCCUCCGCUGCCAGCGGCUGCCAAGCGUCACAGGCUCUACUCGGGCAGGGGCAGCGGAGACCUGGAGGAUGAUGGACACUGCUGCGUGUCCGCGGCCUCCUCGCCUCGUUCUGGCGGGCCUGUCAUUGAUGACCCUGACCUCUACUUCAACCAAGCUGUUGUAUUCAUUGAAGAUGCAAUUCAGUAUCGUUCUAUAAAUCAUCGUGUGGACUCUAACUCCUUGUGGCUUUAUCGGUGGUAUUAUUCAGAAGUUUGCCAAUGGAUUUUGAUUCUCACCAUUACACUAAUCCUGGCUCUUGCUUUCAUUGAAACACCUUCUUCACUUACUGUCACAUCAGAUGUUCGGUAUCGCUCAGAAGCUUGGAAGCCUCCUUGUGGCCUAACGGAAAGCAUUGAACUGCUUUGCUUCCUUGUCUUUAUAGUAGACGUCUCUGUAAAGAGCUAUUUAAUUGGAUGGGAAGAAUUUCGGAAAACCAAGUGGUUAAUGGCCUACAUCCUGGUCCUGCUCACCUCCCUUAUAGACUGGAGCAUUUCACUGAGUUCUUCCUGUCAUGAAAACCUGAGGAUAAGACGUAUCCUUCGACCUUUCUUCCUGCUCCAGAAUUCUUCAAUGAUGAAAAAAACACUAAAAAGCAUCAAGAGGACAUUGCCAGAAAUUACAAGUGUUAUGCUGCUCUUAGCUGUUCACCUGUUUCUCUUUACCAUGUUUGGCAUGUUGCUGUUUGCUCGGACAAAAGAUACCCAACAGGAUAAAGAGUGGCAAGGAUAUUUUCACAAUUUGACAGAUUCAUUAACUUCAUUGCUGGUGCUGUUGACAACUGCAAACAAUCCAGAUGUGAUGAUUCCUGCAUAUUCUAAGAAUCGAGCAUAUUGCAUCUUCUUUAUACUCUUCACUGUAAUAGGAAACUUAUUUCUGAUGAACUUGUUGACAGCAAUAAUAUACAAUCAAUUUCGGGGAUAUCUUUUGAAAUCGGUUCAGUCAUCGCUUUUCCGGAGACGCUUGGGAAUCCGGGCUGCCUUUGAAGUUCUUUGUUCUUUGAAAGAGACUACGAUCAAUAAAAAUAUCUUGAGUGUCCAAUCUGAAGCUCUUCUUCAAGUCCUUCAGAAAGUAAAAAUGGAUUCCUAUUGCAAAGAAGCAAUCAUUAGGAAGCUGGAAUCUUGUCCCCCAGGAGGGCUGUCAGCUACUCAGUUUCAGACACUGUUUGAUGAACUUGACAAGCAUAAAGUUAAAGAGCGUCCUCCCAAACCAGAUUAUCAGUCACCAUUCUUACAAGAAGUUCAGUUGAUCUUUGGCCAUCACUAUUUUGGGUAUUUAGGAAACGUUGUAGCACUAGCUAAUAUUUCCUGUGUAUGUGGAGUCAUGGUAAUAGAUGCAGAUAAGCCACCUGCUCUGCGAGAUGACUUUUUUUUAGGGGUUACAAACUGUUUCUUUAUUUUUUACUACCUUCUGGAAAUAUUGCUGAAAUUAGUGGCCUUGGGAUUAAAAAGAUAUUUAUCCUAUCCAAGCAACAUAUUUGAUGGACUUCUGACUUUGGUUCUGAUGGUUUUGGAGGUGUCCACAUUUGCUGUAUAUGGGUUUCCUCAUCCAGGCUGGAGACCCGAAAUGUUGGGCUUGCUAUCUCUAUGGGACAUGGUUCGUCUAGCAAAUAUGCUUAUUGUGUUCAGAUUUUUACGGAUCAUCCCAAACAUUACAUUCAUGUCUUUAGUUGCCAGUACACUUCUGGAUCUAGUGAAAAACAUAAGAACCUUUGCAGGAAUUUUGGUGGUGGCUUUCUAUGCAUUUGCAAUAAUUGGCAUGGAGCUGUUUGGAGGCGCCAUUACUCCCAUGGGCAAUGUCAGCUUUGUUAAUACAACUUUCAAGUGUGGCACUUUUGAACAACUGGAGUAUUGGCCAAACAACUUUGAUGAUUUUGCUGCAGCACUAGUGACUUUGUGGGAUGUGAUGGUUGUGAACAACUGGCAGGUUUUCUUGGAGGCAUAUUCCAGAUAUACAUCUCCCUGGUCAAAAUUGUACUUUGUCACCUGGUGGCUGACUUCCUCUGUCAUCUGGGUCAAUCUUUUUAUAGCCUUGCUUUUAGAGAAUUUUAUUCAUAAAUGGGAUCGUCGCUGCCAUAGGCCGUCUCUCUCAGAAGUUGAAUAUCAAAUGACAGUGGAACUCCUCUUCAGGGAUGUUUUAGAAGAACCAACGGAGGAAGAACUGAUUGCAAAACUUCACCAGCAUCCACAUAUGCAUCUAUAUAGAUGACAUCUAGCUGGAAGUGGCCAUCCAGCCUCAUCAUGCCUGCAUGCAGGAUUUAGAGCUAAAGAGAAGAUGACUCUUAUUUCUUUCUAGAAAGAGCGCUAAAAUCUUGAUUUUAUUUUUGAACGUUGCCUACAAUAGUGUGUUAAAGGACACUUGGGUUCACUUUAAACAUAUUUUUAAAAUCCUAAUUUGACUUCCUUUUAAGUUGAUUUAUGGAACAGAGAAUUAUGCUUUUAAGAAAGGGAAAUGGAUCAGUGAUACUGUACUUUAUAGCAAAUGUGGUGGAAAUAAAUAAUCAAGUCUGCUGGUCUGGUGAUAGAUAGUGCUACAGACAGUAGAAAAUGCAAACCACCUACAGGGGCAAACUUCCUUUAUUAAACUAUCUUUAGAUAGAUUUUUUACUCCAAAAGCAUUUUAUUAAAAUAAAUUUGAUAAAAAUUAAAAAAAAAACCUGAUUUAAAUUUUUAAAAAUCUGAUUUUUUAUAUAUUUUUUUAAAAAAAUCAUUGGUUUUUAUCCACCCUGGUAUGUUACAUUAAUGAUGUACCUAGCAGCUUUUGGGGACUUGAAUUCAUGACAUUAAGGUGCUUAAUGUUUUGUCUCCCUGUUCCUCUAAUUCCCUUCCUUAUCAUGAUCAGCUCUUAUAAUUUUGAGGCAAUCUAGACCAGGGAUGUCAAACUCACGUCGUCAUGGCAGUGUCACAUGACAUAUCAGGACUUUUCCCCCCUUUACUAAACCGGGCGUGGCCGUGGCCGGCGCAUGAUGCAUCCGGCCUGCGGGCUGUGAGUUUGACAGCCCUGAUCUAGACUAAGUCCAUUGUGUUACAACCCCUAUUUCUUGUUUGAGACUCAACUUUGCCUUGUUUUUCCUUUUUUGGUGAAGCCUAAUCUGUGUGUCAUUGGUGAAAUAAGUACUGGAGAGGAAAAGAGUUGAAAUAAUUGGCUUUUUCAUUAUUGCAGAGACUAGGUCUAUAUCUCAUACUUGGGUUCUUAGGUGAGUUUUGUAACUGUCCACAUGUAUUAUGGCAAAUGUUUUGUGUGUACUCCCCAGCCCAUUUUGCCAGAACAUCUCUGACACAUAGACAUUAUUCAAAAUGUACUCAUUGGCCAUAAAAUUUGGGCAACUAAUAAAAAUGCAACAUUGUUUCAUGUUAGUAAAAACAAAAUUAUAGAAAUUAAGUCCUUUAGUCCUUUUAAACGUAUCAGUAGCAAAUAUAUUUGUAUUGCCUAUCUUAUGAUUCCAUCAGGUGUUAUGUAAACCUCUAUCUGUGUGACUCCCUGCGAUUCCUAUGUCUUUGAUCUGAAAAGAUGAUGCAUCUAGUGACCCAAUUUAGUGAAUUACAAAGUUUCAAUUCUGUUAUUAAAUUAUUUCAUUCAUUCAGGGAUGCUAAAUAAAAUUAUCCUUCUACUUUCUGUCUAACAUCUGAAUUUUUUCAUCAGUGUUGAAAGGGAAAUUAUUUGACACUAAAGAAUGUGAUUAAAUAACUAUGAUCAUCUCAUAAUAUUUGGUUAAUUAAAAAUGCAUUGAAAUAUUAAUUAUCUUGCUUAGGCGAGGAAGAUAGUUGCCUAAUAUAUGCAUUGUUAUAAUAUAUAAUAUAUGCAUUGUUUCUCAACCUCAGCAACUUUAAGAUAUGCAGAAAUGCCUGAGUAAUUCUGGUAGCUGAAGUCCACACAUCUUAAAGUUGGUGAGGUUGAAAAACACUGACAUAUAUAAAGGCCAUAUUUUACUUAACCCAAUUUUCUGGGUCCAUACAACAUACUGAGCCAUUAAUUCAUCAGGUAGGCUGGUUCACAUAACAGUUUGCUUUAAAAUUGUGCAAGAGAUUUUGCAGUGAGAUGUUUUUGGCAUGAACUCUCAUAGACUGCAAAAUCACCGGUUUUGUACAUUCCAAGAAAUGUUGAGCUCAAAACAGCUCAAAUGUUGAGCCCAAAACAGCUCAGUUUCCAGAAGCCUCAAGACAAUUUUUUUUUGUUUUGAGGCUCCAAUUAUGGAGACAUUUGUGAAGUUUUAUGUUUGAAAUAGUUCAAAAGGAAAUCUCUGGCAUACUCUAGUCUAAGGCAAAAACUCUUAAGUCUUCUAGAAAUUGAAUGUUUCUUUUCUGGACCAUGCUGAUUUAGGGAUGCUCCAGUGAUUUUCCAAAAGUUAAUUCUUGGAACUGGAACCAGUUUGUGGUAUUCCAAACACGAUCCUGUCCUGUUCGAUGCAGAGCACCACAAAUCCGUUCUGGAAAAGUGUUGAACAUUACAUUUUGCAGUGGUAGAUUUUUUUAUAGCCCUAUUAGGCUAUAAUGUGAUUGCUAGUUUUUAGUUUAUUAUGUCAUACAAACACAGAUCAGUUUUGUAUUUUUGACCUAAAUAAAAGAGGAGGGGAUAGUUAAGAGAUAGCUGUAUUUAUCUCUAAGAAUUUCUUUCUGCCAAGUAAUUUGUUCCUUUAAAUUGCAAAGGUCAUUUUGGAUUUGCAGAGAAUGCACCAAUAUAUCCAGAUGGUUUUUGUUUCUUUUGAGAAAUGUUAAAUGGAGAACAAAUAUAGCAGCUACUGCUAGACAUUUUUUUAAAAAAGGUUUAGUUAUUCCCUACUUGCCUUAAUUAAAAAUUAAUUAAUAAUAAGUUAAGUACCCUGUUUUCCUCAAAAUAAGACAUCCCCUGAUAAUAAGCCCAAUCGGGCUUUUGAGUACAUGGCAAUAAGGCCAAGUGCUUAUUUCAGGGUUCAAAAAAAUAUAAAACAGGGACUUAUUUUGGGGGAAACAUGGUAAAUAUUAAAGUAGAAAGACAAUGUGUUCUAUGUCACACAAAAUAUGGAAGCUGAAAGACUGAUAUACCACUCUUGCAUCUAGGAAAAUAUUUAUGCACUAUAAAAAUAAAAACAUUACAUGAAGAGUUAUUAUUGAUCAAUAGCCAUUUCAUUUGCUAUGAUCUGCAUUUCUGAUCUGCAUUCCUUCGGAUAUAUUUUCUUUGUCGAUAGAGCUCCUAUUUUCAAAAGAAAAUCCUUUCUUUACUAUA
Molecule: messenger RNA, 5370 nt
Organism: Ahaetulla prasina
Lineage: Eukaryota; Metazoa; Chordata; Lepidosauria; Squamata; Colubridae
Gene: TPCN2
Product: two pore segment channel 2
Exons: 25
Coding region: 91-2376 (761 amino acids)
Biological process (GO): monoatomic ion transport; transmembrane transport
Cellular component (GO): lysosomal membrane
Molecular function (GO): monoatomic ion channel activity; voltage-gated channel activity
Source: RefSeq, a predicted model, not a curated record